UCCAACGUUCAGAUCAGUAAAAAAAAAAUAAAAUAAAAAUGCAAUUAUUUAAACUUGGUUUUGUGUUGGGAUUACUUGCGUUAGCAUCGGCAGGACAUCAUCAUGGUCAUGCUAGUAGUUAUGCUAGUGUUGUAAAACAUGAUCAUCAUCAUGGUCAUGGUGGAGGUUGGGAUAAUCAUGGUCAUGGUGGAUGGGAUCAACAUGGAUCUGUUGCUCAUCAUGAUCAUGGUAGUCAUGGAGGAUGGGAUCAAGGACAUGGUGGUCAUGGAGAUUGGGAUCAAGGAUAUGCUGCUCAUGGAGGUUGGGAUCAUGGACACGGACACGGACAUGAUGAACAUCAUGAUCAUCAUUCACAUCCUGCAUACAAAUUUGAAUAUGGUGUAAAAGAUUCACAUACUGGUGAUAAUAAAAAUCAAUGGGAACAUCGUGAUGGUGAUCAUGUUAAAGGAUCUUAUGAACUUCAUGAACCUGAUGGCACAAAACGUGUUGUUGAAUAUACAUCAGACAAACAUAGCGGAUUUAAUGCUGUUGUUAAGAGAAUCGGUCAUGCCCAUCACCCACAAGUUUAUGGACAUCAUGAAGGUCAUGGAUGGGAUAAUGGACAUGGACAUGGUCACGGACACGGUCAUGGACAUGCUGAAAGCUGGGCUAAUUCAAACUUAUUAAAUCAUCAUCAUCACUAAGUCAAAUAUUUAUUCAUUCGAAAUUUAACGAAAACUGGAUUAUUUAUUAAAAUUCAUUGUUUUUAGGAGACGAUCACUUUUCUUGAUAUUGUGAUCGUUUCAAAUUUUUUUAUGAUUUCAAGUUUAGGAAAUAAUAUUCUUAAUUAUAACUAAACAAUUUGUAAAUAUGAAUUAAUUUUUUCUUAAUUUAAA
This is a messenger RNA of Condylostylus longicornis, 875 nucleotides long. RefSeq names its product histidine-rich glycoprotein-like. Bases 39 to 683 code for a protein of 214 amino acids. Lineage: Eukaryota; Metazoa; Arthropoda; Insecta; Diptera; Dolichopodidae. Gene Ontology annotation, cellular component: extracellular matrix. The record is from RefSeq and is a predicted model, not a curated record. The transcript is spliced from 3 exons.